AUGAGUAAUUGGCUGGGGUUUUCUCGGACUCCACACCUGAGAGUUGAUGAUGAAGAAGAAGCCUUUGGAAGAGAUGAAAAUCCCUCACAAGAUGAAAACGCUCGAGAGGGCUGUUUUCACACUCCUAUUUCUAUCAUGCCUUUGAGCCCUGAUGGUUCUCUUUGUGCAUUGGAUCCUUUUAGGCGUUCAAAUGGCACUGAUGAAUGGAAUAUGGGGGCAUCAAACCCUAAUGGGGAGGGUCCGAAAUUUGAAGAUUUUCUUGGGUGUUGUUACUCAAAUUCUCCUCCGACUGAACCUAAAGUUUACUGUCAAUCUGAACCUGGUGAAAUAAAUGUUAACAAGCCACCGAACUUGGAUACUUCUGAUGGAGAUGCUGACAGAGGAGAAAAUUUCACAAAUCCGUCUUCCUUUUUUGAACCAUAUCACUAUAGUAUAGUCCCAGCUGGUGGGCAGCUUGAAACCUGUGAUGCUAACCCUAACCAUGCCGCUAAUGGUGUGUGCCAUGUAGCGUUUGAUAGUGCUGAAACUUCAGUUUCUGGGUUCAAGUCCUGGUUGCGCCAAACUCAGUUUCUGACUGAGAAACCUCCAGCGGAGAACAGCAGUAACUUUCAAGCUCUUUCUCUAACUAUGAGCCCCAGUUCCCAGCCGGGUUUGGCGCCGCCGCCUUUGCGCUCGGCCGCCGAUGGUAAGAAGCGGGCAGUAGCAAAGUCUUCUGCUGUUGGGGAACCAGUACCACGUAAAUCAAUUGAUACUUUUGGACAAAGAACCUCUCAAUAUCGCGGUGUUACGAGGCAUCGAUGGACUGGAAGAUAUGAGGCUCAUUUGUGGGAUAACAGUUGCAGAAAGGAAGGACAAACAAGAAAAGGAAGACAAGGGGGUUAUGAUAAAGAAGAAAAGGCAGCUAGGGCUUAUGAUUUAGCUGCUUUAAAAUAUUGGGGUCCAACUACUCACAUUAAUUUUCCUUUAAGCACCUAUGAGAAAGAGCUUGAAGAGAUGAAAAACAUGACCAGACAAGAAUUUGUUGCCCACUUAAGAAGGAAGAGCAGUGGGUUUUCCAGAGGAGCGUCAAUGUACAGAGGAGUCACAAGGCACCAUCAGCAUGGGCGGUGGCAAGCUCGAAUUGGAAGGGUUGCCGGCAACAAGGACUUGUAUCUUGGUACCUUCAGUACACAAGAAGAAGCUGCGGAAGCCUAUGAUAUUGCUGCAAUUAAGUUUAGAGGGACGAGUGCCGUGACCAAUUUUGAAAUAAGUAGGUACGACGUUAAGAGGAUUUGCUCAAGUUCAACCCUUGUAGCAGGAGACCUCAUUAAGCGUUCCCCUAUGGACUCGGGUUCAACUUCCCUUGAGGAUUACAAUUCUUGCGCGUCAAUGGCCUCUUCUCAAUCUCUUCUCCAAAUUACAAAUGGAAAGCCUUGCAAUGAAUUGACAGAGAUGAUGUGGAAUGCUGGCACUGAUCAGCCUCUGCACAACCAGUUUGCAAAUGUGAACACUAACGAACAAUUGGCUGGAUCGACCAGCAGGAAUUCCUCUAGCCCGCAAGGUCUCAAGGGACCAGUCUCGGGUUCUGCCAGAAGGGAUGUGGAGUCUGGGGGUGGUGCAAGUUAUUCUCAACCAUAUUUCCAGUUGCAAGGGGAGAAGUACGAAGAGGGGACUAAUGUGAGUGAUCAAAUAAGUGCUAAUCCAAUACCAAAUUCUGGAUGGGUAAAUCAGGUCCCUAUGUUUGCACUCUGGAAUGACUGA
Messenger RNA from Fraxinus pennsylvanica, 1740 nucleotides. Lineage: Eukaryota; Viridiplantae; Streptophyta; Magnoliopsida; Lamiales; Oleaceae. The record is from the annotation of a GenBank genome assembly.